AUGCUGAACAUCCCGUCCCAGGCCUUCCCCGCCCCCAGCUCGCAGCAGCGCGUCGCCUCCGGGGGGCGUAGCAAGGUGCCUCUAAAACAGGGCAGAAGUCUUAUGGAUUGGAUUAGACUGACCAAAAGUGGAAAGGACUUAACAGGAUUAAAAGGCAGGUUAAUUGAAGUAACUGAAGAAGAACUUAAAAAACACAACACAAAAGAUGAUUGUUGGAUAUGCAUAAGAGGGUUUGUUUACAAUGUUAGCCCAUAUAUGGAGUAUCAUCCUGGUGGAGAAGAUGAAUUAAUGAAAGCAGCAGGCUCAGAUGGAACAGACCUUUUUGAUCAGGUUCAUCGUUGGGUCAAUUAUGAAUCUAUGCUGAAAGAAUGCCUGGUUGGCAGGAUGGCAGUGAAACCUGCUGUUCCCAAAGACUAUCAUGAGGAAAAGAAAGUCUUAAAUGGCAUGCUUCCCAAGAGCCAAGUGCCAGAUGCACUUGCCAAAGAAGGCCCAGUUUCUCCAAGCUAUGACUGGUUCCAAACAGACUCUUUAGUCACCAUUGUCAUAUAUACUAAACAGAAGGAUGUCAAUUUAGAUUCAGUAAUAGUUGAUCAUCAGUAUGAUUCCUUUAGAGCAGAAACUAUCAUCAAGGAUUAUUCAUAUCUUAUACAUAUUGAGCUAAGCCAUGCGAUUCAAGAAGAUUUUUCUGUGCGGGUUGUUGCAAAUGUGGGAAAGAUAGAGAUUGUCCUAAAGAAAAAGGAGAAUACUUCUUGGGAGUGUCUUGGUCAUCCCCUGGAGAAUCAUAAUUCACUUAUUCCAAAGAAAGAUACAGGUUUAUACUACAGAAAGUGCCAGUUAAUUUCCAAGGAAGAUGCCACUUAUGAUACGAAGCUUUUCUGCUUGAUGCUGCCACCAAGCACUCAUCUUCAGGUGCCAAUUGGGCAACAUGUUUACCUCAAGCUAACUAUUACAGGUACUGAAAUAGUGAAGCCAUAUACACCUGUAUCUGAUUCCUUACUCUCAGAGUUUAAGGAACCAGUUAUUCCCAAUAAUAAAUACAUCUACUUUCUGAUCAAAAUCUAUCCUGCUGGACUCUUUACACCAGAGCUUGAUCAUCUUCAGAUUGGAGAUUUUGUUUCCGUAAGCAAUCCUGAGGGCAAUUUUAAAAUAGCCCAGUUCCAAGAAUUAGAAGAUCUCUUUUUAUUGGCAGCUGGAACAGGCUUCACACCAAUGGUUAAAAUACUGAAUUAUGCUUUGACCAAUAUAUCCAGUCUCAGGAAGGUGAAGCUGAUGUUCUUCAAUAAAACAGAAGAUGAUAUAAUUUGGAGAAGUCAAUUGGAGAAAUUAGCAUUUAAAGAUAAAAGAUUUGAUGUUCAAUUUGUUCUCUCACAACCUACUUCUGAAUGGAAUGGCAAAAAGGGAUGUAUUUCACCAGGUCUUCUUUCUGAAUUUUUGAAAAGAAGUUUAGACAACUCCAAAGUUCUCAUCUGCAUUUGUGGACCAGCCCCAUUUACAGAACAAGGAAUGAGGAUGCUGCAUUACCUUAACUUUUCCAAAGAUGAGAUCCAUGCUUUUACUGCCUCAUGA
Messenger RNA from Pipistrellus nathusii (Nathusius's pipistrelle), 1566 nucleotides. The record is from the annotation of a GenBank genome assembly. NCBI's taxonomy places the organism in Eukaryota, Metazoa, Chordata, Mammalia, Chiroptera, Vespertilionidae.